AUGCUCCCCAGACGCCCUCCGGAAGAGGCCGAGACUCUCGGGGGUCUUUUUGCGCCUCCCCGUCCCUCGGAAAAGACCUCGGGGGUCUCGUUAAAAAGCCCCCUUCCGGGGUGCCAACUUGAACAUUAUAUCGAUCAUGACGCAUAAUCGAUCAUAACGCGGCAUCCACUCCAUUGGAAUGGCAAUGCCCAUCAACUUUGGGGGAGCUCGGCCCCCCAAAUAUUUUCUGGCGGGUCCGAAGACCCCCCCCCCGGCCCCCUGUCCAGAUAGACUGCGCUUGGCCAGGAGGCUCAGUCCGCUCCGGCGCCGCGCCUGGCCCCGAUCCCUGAAUCGCGCGCGUCUUGGGGGGCACAGCCGCGGGUCCUGCCCCCCCCCGGCUCGGGCCGCGCAGGGCGCCGACGCCAGGCCGGCCAUCUUGGAGCCGGGCCGGAAGAGGCGGCUGCGCUCCGGGCGCGGCGGAGGAAGGAGGCUGAGCGCGGGGAAACCGGGAAGCCCCCCCAACCCCGGACGCCCCCUCGGAGCCCCCGCCCCGCCGCGCGCACCCGGCUCCCCCGCUGGCUCCGGGCGCGCAGGAGAAGAGCCGGGAAGGAGGGAGGGAGGGAGGGCAGGAGGGAGGCCAGCCAGCCGGCCGACGGGGGGGGGCGGGCAGGCGGGGGCGCUUCUCCGGCCCGCCGACGCCCCUCCCCGGCCCGCCCCUCGCCUCCGCCCGCAGCCGAGCAGGAAGGAAGCGCAGCGCGGAGCGGCGAGCAAGGGAGCCGCCGAGUGAGGCUCUUCCCGGGCGUCGGGGCUGCUGUCGGGCGAGCGAGCGAGGCAUGGGGGGUCGGCGGGGGCGCGGGCGCUGCUGGCCGGGGCGCUGCUGGCCGGGGCGCUGGCCGGGCCGUGGGCCACCGGGGCCGGCGGCUCCCAGGACGCGGCGGCGCUGGCGGAGCUUCUCCCCGAGACCGGCGUCCGCUUCGGCUGGAGGAACCUCAGCUGCCCCGCCUGCAAGGCGCUCUUCCUGGCCCUCGACGUGGGCGUGCAGGUGGGUCUCCGGGGCGCGCGGGAUGGGGGGCAGCGGGGCUCGGACGGGGCGGGCCGCUCGGGCGCCGUCCUGCACUCUCCCCGCCCCCCAAAAGGAGAAGCGCUCCCCCCGGACGCCCCUUCUGACCGCAACCUGCGGCUUCUGCUUCCCAGCACGAAUCAGCUGACAGGAUGCCAGGAAAGCGACCCGAGCGGCGCCGCGGUCCCGACAUGGCCGCUUUUAAGGCGCCGAGGGAGGCAGUCGGCAUUGCGCGGGGUUGGGCUGGAUGGCCUCGCGGGGUCCCGUCCAGCGCUACAAGCCUGGGAUUCCACACGGCACCGAAGGGACCGUAGAAACCAGGGUGAACAGACGUGGCCGAUUCCCCUCCCUUCCUGAAAGCCUUUCUGGGGCCACAGCAGAAAAGGCCCUGUUGACCUGAAGAGGCCCAGAGCGCAGCCCCCCCCUGCUCCCCAUUACUUGAACCCUAGUUGUGCGUCAGCUGCCCCACUUCCCUGUCUGAGGCUGUUGCCCUACAAGCAGGGGAAGCUGGGGCAGAGGGUGGCUCCCGAGGGAAACCCCAAAUGAAGGGGGCAGCUCCAGAAGCUGCCACUCCCCGGAGCCUUAUUAUCUAGCCAGGGCUGCCUUCCCUGGCCGGCAGCUGCUCCCCCCCCCACACACAGGCAGGAGAUGUUUUGCACCCGAGUCUGAAGAGGCUGCUGGCCCAGGACAACCUUUGGACCUUCCCUUUGCAAAACAGUUCUCUGCCCCGUGACCAGGGGGUCGGGGUGGGGCAAGGCUGCCCUAGGGCUCCACAGAUCCCUGCAAGAAGCCGGAAUCCACCCUGUGCAUCCUGCCCUUCCUUGCUCUUCUUCUUCCCGAAGAAUUUCCUUCUGUCCCUUCUGGGACACCCCCCCCCCCAAGAGAAGGGAGUCCUGUGGGGAAUCUUCCCAAUUAUUCCUGAAAUGACCUGGCAGGAGGUCUCAUGUCUACAGACACCUUUCAUUUCCUUUACUCUGAAUUUGAGCUUUUCUUAGUAUCCUAGAUUUGUAAAGUUGGAAGGGACCCUCAAAGGUCCUCUAGCCUAACCCCCUGCAAUGCAGGUAUCAAAAGCGAAGGAAUCCCUCUGUCUUGUGGAGCUCGGGGGGCAGAGGAGGGAGCCCUAAAGGGGUCAGGGACAGGCUGCCAGCACCCGCCCCUCCAAGCGAGAUUUUAAACCAUCAUCAAAUUGUCGCCGGAAGGGACCCUUGGGUCAUCUAGCCCAACCCCCUGCAGUGCAGCUAAAUCCGUUCAUUGGGAAUUGGACAAGUUCUGAACUCCAGGCUGCGGCAUCGCAGCUGCCCCUGCUUCUGCCUGAGACUGGCUUGGGGGGCAGCAGCUGGCAGCUGAGCCCAGCGCAGUCUAGGCUGCUCCCGCCACCCAGACCCCACAGAUGCAACGGGAUCCCUGGCAAAGAGGGAAGUUGCUCUCAGCCACAACACCCCCCCCCCAGGUGAGUCAGCUGACUGCCUUGUCAGCUGCUUUGGGGAGGAAGUGUGGUGUAGUGGUUGGAGUGCUGGGCUUGGAAGCCAGGGCUCCAAUCCCCCUUCAGGGAGUGACUUUGGACCAGUCACCAUCUCUUGGCCCAACCUUGCAGGGGUAUUGUGAGGUUAGGAUGGAGAGGGGAAGAAUUAUGGGUGCCAACUUACAGAAUCAAAGAAUUGACACCCCCCCAUAAAGUAUGAGAAUUGCCCAGUCCCUUAGACCAGCCUCUGCCCACCUGGUGCCCCCCAUUCCAGAAGCUGUGGGUGGCGCCUCCCAGCAGCCCCAGCCCACCUGGCAGAGGGCACCAGGUGGGCAGAAGCUGGCAAAGCAAUGUCAGAGGUCCAUAGCAGGUGGAGUGCGAAGGCGCCAGCCCCACUAGCCCGUCCCCACCUCUUCCUUCCAGAUAUGCAGCUCUUCUGGCAGCCGAGCGACUUGGGCAGAGGCCCAGCUACCUUGGCUCUGGGCGGCAGCUUCUGGCUCCCGGGGUCAUUAGACUUUUCCAUGAAGCCGUUCCUCCCCUGUGUGGCCCUGGCUGCCUGGUUUCCCUGCUGCUCUGGGUGCCCGGCUGUCUCCGUCUGCCCCACCUGCCCCCCAGGGCCUGGCCCCAGUGGGGCAAUGCGGUUUGCCAGCUGCUCCCCCCAACCCAGCCCAUCCUUCCGCCAAGCCAGAGGGGAAGCAGGUUGGGCAAGGCCGGGGGGGGGGGGGGAGUCCUUUCUGGGCCUGGGCUGCAAAACAGCCUGGAGGAGGGGACAGGGUGACUCGUUCCUUCACCAGAGUAAACAUGGACCUUCUCUUCAGAGCUCUGGAGGGUCUCCAAAUAUCUCUAGGGCUGUCACGGGGAAGGGGGAGCCAGCCAGUUUUCUGCUGCUCCUGAGGGCAGGACUCCGUCCAGGAAACUCACAUGACAAGGAAUUCUGACUAAGCGUCAGGAAAAAUUUCCUGAGGGUCAGAGUAAAGGGGGGGCUCAUCUUCUUUGGAGGUUUCUAAGCAGAGCUGGGGGGGGCUGUCUGUCCAAGAUGCUUUAUCUGAGAUCCCCGCGUUGUGGGGGUUGGACUAGAGGACCUUUGGGGUUCCCUCUCGAUUCCACAAUUCUGUGACUUCCUCUUUCGGAAUGAGGUGUUUUCAGAGCCUCUGACAAAGGACCUCCUUCCUUCCUUCCUUCCUUCUUUUCUUUUCUUUUCUUUUCUUUUCUCCCCCCCCCCCCCUUUUCUCUCUCUCUCUCUCUCUCUUUCUUUCUUUCCUUCUUCAGCCAAGAGGUAAGAGCCUCUUGACUCUCCCCUUUCUGUGCAGCUCCUCCUUUUCUGGUGCAGGAGAAGCUUCUGCCCCCCCCUGCCCCUCCCCCUGCUGGAGUUGUCGGGGGCUCAGUUUGGCCCAUUUUGCUAUCCUUGCUGCUGGGCACUUCUCUGCCUCCCCCCCCACAAGAGAGGGAGGGUGCCAGGGCCCCUUCCGGAGCGGGGCCUCUCUUUGCCUCUUAAUCCCAGCCUUCCUCUGGUCACGGGAUACUGCCUGGCACAGAGAUCCCUGGCCAGGGUGAUUUGCUCCCUUGGCAAGGGCGGGUGUUGAGCAGUGCCCUCAAAGGGAUGAUGGGGGUGCCGUGGGGCACAGGAGACCCCUGCCUGCCUGAAACAGGAAACACGGGUUGGGGAGCUUUUCCGCCACCCCUCAAUUAUCCGAUUAUGCAUUUCAUUUCCUGCAUCCUGCAAUUAUCUGCAGAGGUGGCAUUUGCAUGCGUGUGGCAACCGCUUCCCCUUCGGAGGCUGCCCUGUUUCUCCCGCCCCUCCCUGCCAAGCCGUGACCCUGACCUUGGCUCCUGGCCCUGAGAUGAUGAUGGUGAUAAUGAUGAUGAUGAUUACUGUAUUUUUCGCUCUAUAAGACGCACCAGACCACAAGAUGCACCUUAUUUUUGAGGAGGAAAACAAGGGGAAAAAAUAUUCUGAAUCUCAGAAGUCAGAACAACAAGAGGGAUCGCUGUGCAGCGAAAGCAGCAAUCCCUCUUCCUGUUCUGGCUUCUGGGAUAGCUGUGCAGCCUGCAUUCGCUCCAUAAGAUGCACACACAUUUCCCCUUACUUUUUUGGAGGGAAAAAGUGAGUCUUAUAGAGCAAAAAAUAUGGUAUAUUUAUUUAUCCCCUGCCCAUCUGGUUGGGUUUCCCCAGCCACUCUUGUCUUUUAAUUCCCAACAGAAUUAAAAGCACCAUAAAACGAGGAGGCAGGGGCUGGACAGGGAGGCCCACUGGCCUUCAGCUCCUUCCUCACUUGCUGGGCAGCUGCAGCACCUCCACGAUGAAGCUGGAUCGGUGCCUCAGCUGUGAUCCUGAUGGGCCUUCAGGGGAGUCAGCUCUCUGCUGCCUGGCAGAGUGUAAGAACAGAAAGUCCUAGAGUGGGACCAGGGACUCCCAGGGGUCAUCCAGUCCAAUCCCCCGCAAGGCAGGAAUCGCCACUCAAGGAUCCUGGGCAGGUGGCCAUGCAAGCUCUGCUUAGAAACCUCCCAGGAAGGAGCGCCCACCCCCUUAAAGCCCCUCUUAGUGCCACAAAGCUCUUCCAAAUAUUGAGUCCUGAUCUUUUAAUCCGGCGCUUUGGGAUCUCUUGCUCUCUGGAGAAGCAGAAAAGAACUCCGGAAGGUGGACUUGGAGGAGAUCCUCCGUUUUGUUUUUUAAUAAUACAGUGGACGCUUGGGUUGCGAACGUGAUCCGUGCAGGAUGCACGUUCGCAACCCGCAGUGUUUGCAACCCACGUCUGCACCUGCGCGGGUUGCGAUUUGGCGCUUCAGCACAUGCAUGACUGCCGAAACCUGGAAGUAACCCAUUCCGGUACCUGCGGGUUCCGGCUGUCCGUAACCUGAAAAAACGCAACCUGAAGCGUCUGUAACCCGAGGUAUGACUGUAAUAAUAUUGAUUAAGUUUUCCAUUUUCGGGGAGUGAUGAUCUCCCAGUGAUCUCACAUUUGUGCUGCUUCCCUUAAUUAGUCCAGGUAGUUCCAAUAAGACAUUCCAUUGCAGAUCCUUCGUUUAUUUUUAACAGCCUCUGAGUCUGUUUCUGUGUGGAUGUAUAUUUUCUGCGUUUCUCUUUGUUCUUCGACAGUCUGUCUGUGGCAAUUCACUUUCACUUUCUCACGCCUGUCGCUUUCCACUGUGACACACCCCAAGCGGGAGGAAAUCUGGCUCUCCACCAUUUGUACCAGGCAUAUAUCCAAACGUCUGUGUGGUGUAGUGGUUGAGAGUGGUAGUCUUGUAAUCUGGGGAACCGGGUUCGCGUCCCCGCUCCUCCACUUGCAGCUGCUGGGUGACCUUGGGCCAGUCACACUUCUCUGCAGUCUCUCAGCCCCACUCACCUCACAGAGUGUUUGUUGUGGGGGAGGAAGGGAAAGGAGAAUGUUAGCCGCUUUGAGACUCCUUAAAGGGAGUGAAAGGCGGGAUAUCAAAUCCAAACUCUUCUUCUUCUUCUUCUUAUCUCCUUCCAAGACAAAUAAGCCUGUGCUGUAGCUAGAAACCAUAAUUUCCAUCAUCUAUUCUUAUCAAUCCGUUGAAUGUGAUUACAAAAUUCAUAAAUUCCGCACAGUUAAUUCUGUAGUUAAACCAUAAUCAUAACAAUAAUGAAAUACUCUUUCUUUCCAGUCCCACUUGCAUAUGUAAAUCCAAAAAUGAGACCUUUAUCUGGUUGUAAAUAUGAAGAUUAUACCAGCAAGAAUGAGUCUUUCUGUAAAAAAAGGAUUGACUGUAUUGUAUAAGACUGGGGUUCCUUACUUUAAAAUGAUGUGAAAAACUGUGGGUUAUUUAUACACGGGGCAGCCUCCCCCCUAUUUUCUUAAAUUGGAGUCCCUAAAAAUUGGGGGCGUCUAAUACCUGGGGGCGUCUUAUACACAGAAAUAUAUGGUAAAUCAAGUCUUACUGACUAGUGAUUUACCGUAUUUUUCACCCCAUAGGACGCACUUUUUCCCCUCCAAAAAUGAAGGGGAAAUGUGUGUGCGUCCUAUGGGGCGAUGGCAGGCUUGCGCUGACGCGUGCAGAGCGCGCGGGGUCGGGGCGCACCGACCCCUCACUCUCCAGGCUUCGCGCAGAUCUCCGCAAGCCGCGGGAGCCCUGCGCGGGCUCCCACGGCUUGCGGAGAGUUGCCUGCAUGCCAAAGGCUGGGCACGCUGAGCUCAGUGCACCCAGACUUCGCACAGCUCUCUGCAAGGCGCGGGAGCCCGGCGCCAGGCUCCCACGGCUUGCGGAGAGUUGCCUGUUCUGGGGGCUGGGGUCGGGGGAAGCUUGGGCUUCCCCCGACCCCAGCCCCAUGCCUGGGGGGGAAAUAAAAUGUUUUUCCUUUAUUUCCCCCCCAAAAAACUAGGUGCGCCUUAUGGGACGGUGCGUCCUAUAGGGCGAAAAAUACGGUAAAUUGAUUUGAUUUAAAUCAAAUCCCCUGCCCCUAGUCAGAGUGGGGAUUCGAACCCCGCUCUCUCCCAGUUCCUUGAAGUCUGACUGGGUUCCUAGCUCUGCUCCCACAGAACCAGGGACUGGGAAGGGCCCCCUGGGCAUCAUCCAGCCCACCCCCCCUUCCCUUGGUGUGACCCUCUCUCUCUCCUCCCCUCUCUUGCAGCUACAGUCAAGCCAGGACUGGAUCCAGCGCACGGGGGUGGCAGUCUGCCUGCGCCUCCGCGCGGGCACCCCCCAGGUGUGCCAGGACGUCAUCCGCCUCUUUGUGCCCGACUUCCUGACGGCCUGGCGGCGCUCGGUGCUGCGCCCGGACGAGAUCUGCGGGCUGCUGGUGGGCUCCCGCUGCGGCCACUGGGACAUCUACUCCGACUGGAACGUUACCCUGCCGCGGGCGCCCAAGCCGCCCGGUCGUGCCCCCCGCGCCCCCUCCGCCGGGCGCCCCCUCCACCCGCAUCCUCUUCCUCACCGAUCUGCACUGGGACAAGGCCUACGCCCCCGGCAGCAACCCCGACUGCAAGGACGCCCUGUGCUGCCGGGGGGGCUCCCCGUCUCGCGGGCCGGGGGCCGGCUUCUGGGGCACCUACGGGCGCUGCGACCUGCCCCUGCACACCCUGGAGAGCCUCCUGCAGCACCUGGCAGGAUCCGGCCCCUUUGACCUGGCCUACUGGACGGGCGACAUCCCCGCCCACAACAUCUGGGAGCAGAGCCGGGCUGACCAGCUGGGGGCGCUGGGCACCAUCACGGCCCUCAUCCAGAAGCACCUGGGGCCGCUGCCCGUCUACCCGGCCGUGGGCAACCACGAGGCCGUGCCCGUCAACGCCUUCCCCCCGCCCUUCGUGGUGGGCAACCAGUCCUCCGCCUGGCUCUACGAGGCCAUGGCCGAAGCCUGGCGCCCCUGGCUGCCCCCCCAUGCCCUGGGGACCCUCAGGUAGGCGGGGGGUCCUGCUCUGGAGGGGGGCAUUGCACAUUUCAUAGGGAUCCCAGCCAGAGAGUACUUGGGGGUCCCACACUUCUACGUAUCAGGCUCAGUGAGAGUGGAAUUAUUAUUAUUACCGUAUUUUUCGCUCCAUAAGACGCACCUUUUUCUUCCUAAAAACUAAGGAGAAAUGUCUGUGCGUCUUAUGGAGCAAAUGCGUGCUCCCUGGAGCCGAAUUGCCCAAGGGUGAAAAGCAGAUCAUGCUUUUUCUUUUUCUUUUUAAAAAGGGAAGUGGGUGUUGAAACAAAGCCGCUGAUCGUUUGCUGAUGGGGAGAGAGAUAAGGGACGCUAGAGAUAAAGGAGGCUGCCUGGGAGGGGGGAGGUAAAGACAGCAAACUUGCAAAAGGGGGAAACAGGAAGACUAAAGCAACAAGGAGAGAAAUUAGAAGAAAAGGAGGAGCAAAAAACUGCUCCAGCUGAGGAAAAGACACUAAGGCAAACGAGUGAAGGGAGUGUUGAAAGGAAACAGCUGAUGGGUGGGAUCGGAAGAGAGAUAAGGGAGAGAUAAAGGAGGCUGCCUGGGAGGGGGGAGGUAAAAGCCCAUGGAUCCUCAGGAUUUUUACCAUCAGAUCACAUGUCUGUGGCCACAGCAUGAACCACAAAAAUCAUACAUCCACUGUUUCGUUCAGAAUAUAUUUUUUCUUGUUUUCCUCCUCUAAAAAACUAGGUGCAUCUUAUGGUCAGGUGCGUCUUAUGGAGCGAAAAAUACGGAAUAAUAAUAAUAAUUUUUUUUUCUCCAAUUUAUACACCACCCUAUACCCAGAGGUCUCAGGGUGGUUCGCAACAAGACCACAACAUAUGAAAUCCAACCAAAAGCAGUAACCCAAUACCCCCCCCCCCAAAUGCCAGAUUCUAAAAGAACGUUGAAUGUCAAUAAGAUCAACCAAAGACUUGGUUAAAAAGGAAUGUUUUUGCCUGGCGCCUAAAGGUGUGUAAUGAAGGUGACCUUCCCUGGGGAGACCAUCCCGUAGACAGGGAGCUACUGCAGAGAAGGCCCCGUUCUCAUGUUGCCACCCUCUGGACCUCUCAAGGAGGCGGCACACGAAGGAGGGCCUCAGAGGGUGAUCUCAGGGUCCGGGUGGGUUCAUAUGGAAAGAGGCGGUUUUGAGGUCUUGCAGUCCUGAGCCUUUUAAGGCUUUAUAGGUCAAAACCAGCACUUUUAAUUGGUCCCAGAAACUAAUGGGUAGCCAGUGCAGUCGGACCCGGAUUGGUGUGAGAUGUUCAAACCGCCUUGCUCCGGUGAGCAGCCUGGCCACUGAAUUUUGCACCAGCUGAAGUUUCUGAUCCAUCUUCAGAGGCAGCCCUACGUAGAACGCAUUGCAGUAAUCUAACCUUGAGGUUAGGGACGCGGGUGGUGCUGUGGGUUAACCACAGAGCCUAGGGCUUGCCAAUCAGAAGGUCGGCGGUUCGAAUCCCCGCCACAGGGUGAGCUCCCGUUGCUCAGUCCCUGCUCCUGUCAACCUAGCAGUUCCAAAGCAUGCCAAAGUGCAAGUAGAUAAAUAGGUACCAGUUCGGUGGAAAAGUAAACGGCGUUUCCGUGCGCUGCUCUGGUUCGCCAGAAGCGGCUUAGUCCUGCUGGCCCCAUGACCCGGAAGCUGUACGCCGGCUCCCUCGGCCAAUAAAGCGAGAUGAACGCCGCAACCCCAGAGUCGGGCACGACUGGACCUAAUGGUCAGGGGUUCCUUUACCUUUACCUUGAGGUUACCAGAGCAUAGACCGCAGUAGUUAGGCUCUCCCUGUCCAGAUACGGGCGUAGCUCGGCCAUCAGCCUAAGGUGAUAGAAGACACUCCAGGCCACUGAGGCCACCUGAGCCUCCAGCGACAGCGAAGGAUCCAGGAGGACCCCAAAGCUACGAACCUGCUCCUUUGGGGCAGCGUAACCCCAUCCAGAGCAGGCAGACUCCCACCCAUCUGGUCUAGGGAACCCCCCACUAACAGGGCCUCCAUCUCACCUGGAUUGAGGGAGGGCAGGGACUGGGGCUUCUUUUCCUUCCUGCGCCCUGACGCCUCUCCCCCCCUUUCUUCCCUGCCGCAGGUUGGGGGGCUUCUACACCCUCCUGCUGCAGCCCGGCCUGCGCCUCGUCUCCCUCAACAUGAACUUCUGCUCGGACGCCAACUUCUGGCUCCUCAUCAACUCCACGGACCCGGCCGGGCAGCUGCAGUGGCUGGUGGGGGUCUUGCAGGGGGCGGAGGAGCAAGGCGAGAAGGUGAGGGGGCUUCACUGGGGUGGGGGACGGGCGCGGCCAGCGGACGGGGGGAAGACUCCUUCCUUCCUGCCCGGUCCAGCUGUGUGCCAGUCCAGUCCCCCGAAAUGGUUCUCAGCCCCACUUCUUCUUCUUGCCCCCCACCCAGGUCCACAUCAUCGGCCACAUCCCCCCGGCGCACUGCAUGCGCUCCUGGGGGUGGAACUAUUACCGCAUCAUCAGCAGGUGAGAUGCUUGCAUGCCCCCCCGCGCCACCUGGGACCUUGCCCUCCCUCCAUGCCGCUCUGCCAGUCGGAAGGGACCCCAAGGGCCAUCUAGUCCAGUUGGGGGGCGCCUCCUCCCCUGGCCCCCUUAAUCCUGCUCUUUCCUGCCUCUUGCCCCCCAUGGCUGGGCCAGAAAGGGGGCCACUGCCCAUUCUCCCCAUGGCGUCCCCCUGCCCUGCCUCAGUUUCCCAGGCUGUGGCCGUGGGUUCUGGGAAGAGGAGAUCCCAGCUAGCCCCACAUUUACCCCUGUCCUCUCCCCCAGGUUUGAGGGCACGGUGGCCGGGCAGUUCUUUGGCCACACGCACUUGGACGAAUUUGAGCUGUUCUACGACGAGGAGACCCUCUCGCGCCCGGUGGGCAUCGCCUUCGUGGCCCCCAGCGUCACCACCUACGUCAACCUCAACCCAGGUGAGUUGGGGGGAGGGAAUCCUGCCCCCAGGGCUGGCCAAGGAUGAAAUGGGGAUCCCCAUCAGCAUCAGUGCCCAAUCCUCUCCAAAAGCAGUCCGAGUUGUGGCAAUCGCUUACUCUUGUGGCAGGGAGUUCCACAGCUCACCUAAGAAGGACUCAUAAAACUGUCCUGUCCUUCCUAGUGGGGUAGGAGAGCUAGGGUGGGGGGGUCACAUCUGACCCCCCUUUGGAUUUCAGAUAGUAGAUGACUCUGGAAAAACCCAGGAAACACCUUUUCAAGGCCCUCUGGCAGUUCUAGUAGCUCAUUGACCAGGAGGAAAGCACUGUAUUUUUUGCUCUAUAAGACUCACCUUUUCCCUCCUAGAAAGUAAGGGGAAAUGUGUGUGCGUCUUAUGGAGCGAAUGCAGGCUGCGCAGCUAUCCCAGAAGCCAGAAAAUUGUUUUUCUUGUUUUCCUCCUCCAAAAACUAGGUGCGUCUUUUGUUCUGGUGUGUCUUACAGAGUGAAAAAUACGGUAUUUAGCAUUAACUCUGGAAUUGUGGACUCGAUUCUAACCAAACUAAGUCUCCUAAAGCAAAAUCUACUUCAAUCGCACCCCAUACUCCCAAAAAAUGACCAUAAAACCCUCAAACUCCCUGCCUUUAAUCAUUGAUAUGAGGCAUCCUUAAAGAGUAACUGUAAUUUUAGUACAUCAGUACAAAAAACAAAUGUCAAAUACAAUAAUAUUCAACUGAAUUUGGCCAGAAUCGAGUACACCCUUCCAGAGUGAAUGCUAAAUGCAAGACUAGUCUCUCCUUUUAGGCUGUCUGAAAUUGGUUGGCAGAAACACAUUGGGAUUAUUUCCAGAACUCCUGGCCCACCGUCCGAGAGAUGCAUGUUGGGAGUUGCAGUUCGAGGCCUGGGGGCCCCCUUUGCUUUUCUAGGGGGGUGCAGAAUGCUGCUGCCACAGCCCCUUUCAUUUAAACAGGAAAAACCAACUUUCUUACGUUUUCAAAAUUUACAACAAAAGAAUACUAAAAAAAUUCCUAAAUUACAUAGUCUAAGAUAAAAUAAGUCUUACAAAUUACAUGAUAGCAAUAGCUACAGGUAGGCAGCCAUGCUGGUCUGCUGUAGUCAAAACAAAAUAAAAAAAAUUCCUUCCAGUAGCACUUUAGAGUGUAUCUGAAGACGUAUGCAUGCGCAUGAAAGCUCAUACCGAUAACAAACUUGGUUGGUCUCUAAGGUGCUAUUGGGAGGAAUUUUUUUAUAACAGAAAUAUUUAAAGAUCAGGAUAAAUAGAAUAACAGAGAGAGAGAGAGAAGAAAAGAAAAGAAAGAAAAAGAUGAAAAAACCAAAACAAAAUGACAAAACUAAAAACUGCAACAAAAGGCAACAAAAAAAUAAAAAUAAAAAUACUUUUCAAUAACAAACAUUAUUCAGGAAGUUCAAACCAAUACUUAUAUAUUUUGUACACGAAGUCCUCCAUACUUGUUUGAGUCCCUUAUAAAUUUAUUGACUUCCCUCUAUCACUUUGCGGCUUCGACUCUAUUAUUAUAAUUCAAUAAUCUGCGUUUGAUUGUCCAAACAGUAGGAAGAAAGAUUUUCCUGUUUUGUGAAAUUAAACACAACCCAAUGAUGUUGUUGUUGUUGUUGUAACCCUUUCCCUGCCAGGCUACCGCGUCUACCAGGUGGACGGCCCGCGUCCCGGCAGCUCCUUCCAGGUCCUGGACCACGAGACCUUCAUCCUCAACCUGACGCUGGCCAACGUGCCGGGUGCGAAACCCCAGUGGCAGCGCCUCUACGGGGCCCGCCAGGCCUACGGCUUGGCCAGCGCCUUCCCGGCCGACUGGGACGCCCUGGUGCGGCGCAUGCAGACGGACGAGGGUCUCUUCCAGCGCUUCUGGCUCCUGAUGCACAAAGGGCACCAGCCCCACAAGCCCUGCCAGGACCUCUGCAGAACCGCCCUGCUCUGCGCCCUGCGGACCGGCAAGGCCGACGACCCCAGGCUCUGCCCAGAGCACGCCCAAAAGGUGCCCUUCGCCCAGAUCCAGGCCUGGUGGAGGCAGCGCCAGCUCUGCUAG
Molecule: messenger RNA, 12841 nt
Organism: Podarcis lilfordi (Lilford's wall lizard)
Lineage: Eukaryota; Metazoa; Chordata; Lepidosauria; Squamata; Lacertidae
Source: the annotation of a GenBank genome assembly